AAAAAAAUUUACAGAGAAGUUGAAUUUAAUUAAUUAUUCCAACUCAUAGAUACUCUGUGUUCCUCUGGGGUCCCGGAGAUCCGCUAUAUAUAGAGGCUCAUAGGGUAUCGGUGUUCGCCGUGGAAGCGAGCCAGAGAGAAAAAGAGAGUGCCCACAAAGUCCCGAGUGAAAGAGGCGGAGAGACCAUGGGAGGCUGGGCUAUAGCAGUGCAUGGCGGUGCUGGUGUGGACCCAAAUCUCCCAAAGGAGCGACAAGAGGAGGCUAAACAACUCCUCACUCGCUGCCUAAAUCUUGGCAUCUCCGCUCUUCAAUCUAACCUCCCUGCUAUUGACGUUGUCGAACUCGUUGUAAGUGAACUGGAAACCGAUCCUAUUUUCAACUCUGGCCGUGGAUCCGCUCUGACGGAGAAAGGAACAGUAGAGAUGGAGGCAAGCAUUAUGGACGGACCAGGGAGGAGAUGCGGCGCCGUUUCGGGUAUCACCACCGUGAAGAACCCUAUUUCUCUCGCCCGGCUCGUGAUGGAAAAGUCUCCCCACUCCUACCUCGCGUUCUCCGGCGCCGAGGAGUUCGCCAGACGGCAGGGUGUUGAGCUGGUUGAUAAUGAAUACUUCAUCACAGAAGAUAACGUGGGGAUGCUUAAGUUGGCAAAGGAGGCCAACUCCAUCCUGUUUGAUUAUCGCAUUCCCACAGUCGGAUUGGGAACAUGCGGAGCCGGGGCUGCAGCCACAGAUAGCCCAUUACAAAUGAACGGUCUACCAAUCAGCGUUUACGCCCCAGAAACGGUUGGGUGCGUGGUGGUUGACCGGGAGGGCAGGUGUGCAGCUGGCACUUCGACAGGUGGACUGAUGAACAAGAUGACCGGUCGCAUCGGUGACUCGCCGCUGAUCGGUGCCGGGACUUACGCGUGCGGAGGUUGCGGGGUGUCGUGCACGGGAGAAGGCGAGGCUAUCAUACGCUCGACUCUGGCACGUGAAGUGGCGGCGGUGAUGGAAUACAAAGGGCUGGGACUGCAGGAAGCCGUGGACUACGUGAUAAAGGAGAGACUGGACGAAGGGAAAGCCGGGCUAAUCGCGGUGUCGUCGAAGGGAGAAGUGGCUUGUGGGUUUAACUGCACCGGCAUGUUUCGGGGCUGCGCCACCGAAGAUGGGUUCAUGGAGGUCGCCAUUUGGGAGUAGUAGAUGUAGUCAGUAAAAGUUUCAGAUAGAUUUCUUUUAUAAUUAAUUUGUAGUAAGGUUAAGCAGAUCGUUAUUUGCAGUAGGGUUGGUAACUUUGAAGGUUUCUCUGUACUGUGCGCUCAAAAUUGGUUGCAGCCUCUUGUCGAGAACGGUUAUCAAUAAAUGAAUCUUUUUAAAGUUGAGAA
Carica papaya (papaya) is the source of this 1360-nucleotide messenger RNA. It is a transcript of the gene ASPGB1, whose product is annotated as N-terminal nucleophile aminohydrolases (Ntn hydrolases) superfamily protein. NCBI's taxonomy places the organism in Eukaryota, Viridiplantae, Streptophyta, Magnoliopsida, Brassicales, Caricaceae. Gene Ontology annotation, molecular function: hydrolase activity. The record is from RefSeq and is a predicted model, not a curated record.